CGACCCCUUUGCACGCACCACGUUUAUUUCAAGCGUAAUACGAGCGCCUUGAGAUACUGCAACGUUCCUUUGAUAGCAUCCGGCGGCCUCCCGCGGCCCAUACUCACACCUGUCUCUCCGGCAGGUGCAGCGAAGCCCCAGGAUGUUUACGCCGCAUCUGACCGGCCUCCGGGUGGGACGAGUUUUUGUCUCUGGCGCCACGUGACUGGCCGGUCCGGCCCGGUCAGCACCGCUCCGUCGUCCAACCAGACGGGAGGGGAUGGGAGCGGCUCGACCGACGCCAGUCAACGCUCUGACUUGGACGACGACGGCAGACGUCAAACGCCCAGCGGGGCACCGUGCCAGGAACCAUCUAGGACCGACCAGGAGCCAUGGAGCCGGUGGCGCUGCCCGGGCAGCCGGUGAAGACGGUCGAGAUGCACACGGGCGGCGAGCCACUGCGCAUCGUCGUCUCCGGCCUGCCGCCGAUCGCCGGCGCCACACUGCUCGACAAGCGCCGCUUCUGCCGCGAGCAGCUCGACCGCUACCGGCGCGUGCUGAUGGGCGAGCCGCGCGGACACAAAGAUAUGUACGGCGCCUACCUGGUGACGCCCGACAGCCCGCACGCGCACAUGGGAGCCCUGUUUCUGCAUAAUGAGGGCUACAGCACCAUGUGCGGCCACGGCGUGCUGGCGCUGGCCCGCUACCUGGUCGAUGAGGAGGUGGUGCCGCGCGCGGCCGAGGGAGAGACGGCCGUCAACAUCCAGUGUCCGUGCGGCCUGGUGCGCGCCUGGCUGGCCCCGGACAACACGGCCAGGUUCCUCUCCGUGCCGGCGUUCGUCCUGCACUCGGACCUGCGGAUGCCGCUGCCGAACGGCGGCGAGUGCAGGAUCGACAUCUGCUACGGAGGAGCGUUCUACGCCAUGGUGAGAGCCGCCGAUGUUGGACUACCGGAAGGCGGUGUCGCCAGCGCUACCGAAUACCUUCGCAUCGCGACGCAGGUGCGCAACCACAUCAGCACCGCUGGCAUUCGGAUUCGGCACCCGGACAGCGCCGAUCUCGGCUACCUGUACGGCGUGGUGUUCGGCAACUUCGCGCCGCUGUCGCAGCCAUCGCCGCCGCCGUCGGGUAUACGCCUAGUGACGGUGUUUGCCGACGGACAGCUGGACCGGUCACCGUGUGGCUCAGCCACGACCGCGUGCUGCGCGCUCCUGCACGCCUCUGGCCACCUCCCGGCCGAGCACAGCUGCACGUUCACCGGGCUCGCCGGCAGCGAAUUCACGGCGCGCGUGAAGACGGAGAGCGAGUGCGGGGGCCGGCCGGCAGCGGUGGUAGAGGUGGCCGGCAAGGCCUACUACACCGGCCGCGGAGAGUUCACCGUGGAGCCGGACGACCCGCUCGGCGACGGGUUCCUGAUCCGGUGAACACGGAGCCUGUUUGUGUCAUAUACCUUUGACCACUGGUAUGGACUGGUAUUGUGGCCUUUUCGAUACUUGCAAGUUGAAAUGGUGUCAAUAGGACGUGUCACUACGGACGUGUAGGUACCGUUCAUUUUAUACCCAAUUAGAUCGUAUUUCUGGGCUAGGUGGUCUGUAAGGAGACUUAAAAUACGACGAUACUUAAAUAUUUCAUCGAUGGCUAGAAUCUUUCCGAUUCUAGACGAAUAUUAGAAUUGUCUCUUGUUACCAUGUCUCAAGAACAUUGCCAGCAAACAACAUUGGAAGCGACCCGGGGUGAGCUUGAUCCCACAUGUGUAAAAUACCAAGUAGCGCAUAAAU
Messenger RNA from Amphibalanus amphitrite, 1757 nucleotides. Its product is annotated as trans-3-hydroxy-L-proline dehydratase-like. NCBI's taxonomy places the organism in Eukaryota, Metazoa, Arthropoda, Thecostraca, Balanomorpha, Balanidae. The transcript has 2 exons. The record is from RefSeq and is a predicted model, not a curated record. The coding region runs from base 372 to 1403 and encodes 343 amino acids. Gene Ontology annotation, molecular function: hydro-lyase activity.